AUGUCGCUGCCCUCCACCCCGUCGCCGGUCGCGGCGCCGGCGGAGGCGCAGGGCGACGUCGCUGCGCUGUCGGCUGUGGCUGUCGGCGCUUCUUCGCUUCUCUCCUCGUCGGCGCUUUCCAGCGCACGCUCGUGGCCAUUUCCUGCCCUCGCCCUCGCCGCAGCGAUCGGCGUCGGCUGCACGGUCGGGUGCGUCGUGUACGCCUCGCGCGUUUUCGGCCGCCGGAGACACUGUCUCUUCGGGGGCUCCGCCGAGGCCGUGGAGGAGAAGGCGGACGAGCAGGAAGGCAAGAAGACGCGCGCGUCCGCGGCCUCGAAGGAGAUGCAGGCGACCCCAGGGGACGGGGUGGCGAGCGCCUGCUGCGGGCGGGGCCGGUGCGCAGAGGCGACGCCGUGUGGCGGCGGAAACGGCGAGAGCGGAUGCUGCGGAGGAGGUGAACAUGGCUGCGGCUGCGAGGCUCGGGCGGAGGACGCAGAGGCCGCCAGAGACGGCGAAGAGAGUGAGUACGAUCUGGAAGAUCUGCAUUCAAGCGACGAAGACAGAAACGAGGCCUUCGAGCGGACUCGCCGGCCUUACAUCCACCCCGCGCAGCGAGUGAAGCAGCUCAAGCGCGCGACGGAGAAGAAGCGAACCGGAGGAGGAGGCGCAGAGGCGGCAAACGCAGACGGCGGCGCGACGGGCAGGCACGCGACCUCCCCAGAGGGGGAGGGAGGAAAGGACUUUUUCCAACCUGGAAAAAAACAAAAAAUCUACGUCAAAACGUUCGGCUGCGCGCACAACCAGUCGGACUCCGAAUACAUGAUGGGCGUGCUGGACGCGGCGGGCUACGUGUUUGUGCCGCGCAUGGAGGAGGCGGAUCUCUGCCUGAUUAACUCAUGCACAGUGAAGAGUCCGUCGGAGUUCGCCCUAUAUUCGGUUAUCCAAGAGGCACUGCAGGUGGAGGUGCCUUCUGCGGCGGUCGUGCGCGCCCAGCAGCGCGCCAAGGCUGCGCGGAACGCCGCAGAGGCGUCGGGAGCGUGCGGCGAGGAGUGCUGCGGCAACAAAAACGAUGACGGCGUAGGCUGUGGAGGCAGCGAAGGUGCGGAAGAGGACGCCUGCGGCAGCGCGGCCUGCGCGUGCGCCUCGGAGUCUGCGGCGAACGCGCCGGGAGAGAAGAAGGAAGCGGAGGCGGAGAGAGCGGCGAACGGCGCGGGCGACGCGAAGGCCAAAUCGAGUCACACGGCGAGGCGGCGGCCGAUUCCCUGCGUGGUGGCGGGCUGCGUCCCUCACGGCAUCGGAGGCGAGGUCCGCGACGGCGCGAAGAAGAAAGCGAGCAAGCAGGCAGGUGGCGAAGGCGCGCGCGCGAACGGGCGGGGUAAGCGGCAAGCCGAGCAACGCGACCUCAUCAAGGACUGCUCAGUCGUGGGCGUCAACGCCAUCGACCGAAUCGUGGAAGUCGUCGAGGAGGCACUCAAAGGCAACGUCGUUCAACUUGGAGGCAAACGCAAGUUGCCUUCGUUGGACCUGCCGAAGAUCCGCCGCAACGCGCUCGUCGAGAUCGUGCCGAUUUCCACCGGCUGCCUGGGCAGCUGCACAUACUGCAAGACCAAGCAUGCGCGGGGCGAGUUGGGCAGCUACACGGAAGAAGCGAUCGAGAGUCGCAUCGAGACUGCACUCGCCGAAGGCGUCAAGCAGGUGUGGCUCACUUCGGAAGACUCAGGCGCCUACGGGCUAGACCGCGGAAGCAGCUUGACGGCGUUGCUCUCACGGCUGCUGCACGGCCCCUUCGACCGGCGAAAGGAUCCGUCGAUUAUGCUCCGCGUCGGCAUGGCGAACCCCCCGUUCCUGCUUCAGCAGCUCAAGAAAGCCGUUCAGGUCUUUGCGCACCCCAACGUCUUCGAGUUCCUCCACCUGCCUCUCCAGUCCGGCAGCAACAACGUCCUCCUCGCCAUGAAUCGCGAAUACACAGCGGAGCAGUUCGAAGUCGUCGUGCGAACGCUGCUGGAGCACUUCCCGCGAAUGACGAUUGCCACCGACAUCAUCUGCGGGUUCCCUGGAGAGACCGACGAGGAUCACCAGAGAACGCUCGACAUCAUCAAGAAAUUCAAGUUCCCCGUGGUAAACAUCUCCCAGUUCUAUCCUCGCCCCGGCACGGUGGCCGCGGCGAUGAAGCAGCUGUCCUCUCAGGUUGUGAAGCGACGAAGUCGAGAGAUCACCGCACUCUUUGAAAGCUACACGUGCUACGACUGGAUGCUGCACACGACGCAAAUGGUGUGGUUUACCUCCACCUCGGAGAAGAGUCCGCACACCGUCGGGCAGACGAAGCAGUACGUGAAGGUCUUGACGCCGAGGGAUGAUUCACUUCUCGGAACGUGCUGCCUGAUGCACAUCACCGCCGUCGAAAAGUGGCACGUCGUUGCUGUGCGGGCGGAGCCCACCGGCAACGCAAGCUCGAAACUGACUGCGUGA
This is a messenger RNA of Besnoitia besnoiti, 2448 nucleotides long. RefSeq names its product radical SAM methylthiotransferase, MiaB/RimO family protein. Lineage: Eukaryota; Apicomplexa; Conoidasida; Eucoccidiorida; Sarcocystidae. The transcript has 9 exons. Gene Ontology annotation, molecular function: tRNA (N(6)-L-threonylcarbamoyladenosine(37)-C(2))-methylthiotransferase activity; 4 iron, 4 sulfur cluster binding. The coding region runs from base 1 to 2448 and encodes 815 amino acids. The record is from RefSeq and is a predicted model, not a curated record. Gene Ontology annotation, cellular component: endoplasmic reticulum. Gene Ontology annotation, biological process: tRNA methylthiolation.